Messenger RNA from Pyricularia grisea, 2028 nucleotides. RefSeq lists its product as uncharacterized. NCBI's taxonomy places the organism in Eukaryota, Fungi, Ascomycota, Sordariomycetes, Magnaporthales, Pyriculariaceae. The transcript has 5 exons. The record is from RefSeq and is a predicted model, not a curated record. Bases 1 to 2028 code for a protein of 675 amino acids.
AUGGUAAAAGUCCCGAAUCUCUUCCUCAGCGACGAGGAAAUCGGCAAGAAAAAUGAUGAUCACAGGACGGACCGGAAAGGCCUGGGCGCCACCUGGACGCCCUCAGUACAACGCGUCAUUCUGCAACCACGAAGAGCCCUGAAGCGUAUUGGGCUUUUGGCUAUUGCCGUGUUCUUGGUCUACCAGUUUGUCGUCAACAUUCCGACCGAUGUUCCCAUCAGGGAUCGCCGACGUCCCAACUAUUGGAAUCCAAAUGCCGGCCCUGGGAAUGAUGCAUGGAAUCGGCCGCCGUCGGCCGCCGCUCCGGGGUCAAAGGGCACGCAAAUGAUGACGCCCGCGCAGCCCGCAGAGCCCGCACAGCCCGCAAAGCCGGCCGAGGUCUUCAGCGGCCAUGACAUCCAGUUCCCUGCCCUCAGCGCCUCUCUCCACGCCAUCGCAGGGACGGGGGGUUUCAACAGGCUUAAUAAGAAUGUCUUGUUUGCUGCAUCGAGUCUCAAAAGCGUUGCCAGACUUCUUCCCAUGGCUUGUCAGAUGGGCCAAGAGCUAAGGAGUUAUGUUCACUUUGUAUUGAUGAGCAGAAGUGAUAUGGAUUAUUUGCAGCUGCAAGCGAUAAACGGCAUUGACAAGUCUUGUCGUAUUAUGUUUCACGAUGCUCGACCUGAUAAUUCUGCGAGAUCUACUGAAGCUCGGAUGGCAGAAGCUAUCGAGAAAGCACUUUCUCAAAUCACCCACUACAUGAACCCGCAAGCCAUCAUCGUCGACAACUAUGCCGUCGAGGAAACGUACUUUAUGCAGACUAUGAAGAACCACGUCACAACCCAUGAUACUACCUUGAUCGAGAUGCCGGCAAAUGGAUUAGAAAAGCUGUCUUGGAUGACAAAAUUAGACAGCGCAUCUCUUACCGUCUGGAACGAAGUCACCUUCGACAUUCUCAUACAUGCAACACCCGGAGCUUCCGGCAGUCUCGCCAGGUUGCUCAAAUCACUCCGCUCUGCAGACUUUAGCUCAUCUCACGUCCCUCAUAUAACAAUAGACUUGCCUAAUAAAGUCGACCCCGAGACUGCAGAAUUGUUGCAUAAAUUUGUAUGGCCUCCGGGGCCUGCCCGCGGGUCCAAUUCACCUCGCCAGUUCUCAGUCAGGCAUCGCAUUGCAAGAAAGACUUUGACAGAGGACGAGAGCUCUGUUCGGUUCAUUGAAUCGUUCUGGCCUACGCGGCCUGCACACUCGCACGUCUUGGUCCUCUCACCAGAGGCUGAGCUUUCACCUAACUUUUUCCACUACCUCAAGUAUUCAGUCUUGGAGUACAGAUAUUCAUACGCUGCUAUCCACGAGGAAUCGCUGAGCCGUCUUUUCGGCAUCAGUCUGGUAUCGCCCGACGCAUAUUUGGAAGGAUCAGGUCCAUUCGAACCCCCACCAGUUGCCGACGACACCGCAGUACCGAUAAGCAAGUACUCAUUCCUCUGGCAAGCCCCGAAUAACCACGCCAUGCUUAUAUUCGGCGGCAAAUGGAUCGAGCUUCACGACUUUGUGUCUCAGGUGCUUGAAGUACAGGGAAGCACCAGCAGAGAAGACCUUCCAGAGCUACUAUCUCAAAAAGUCAUGAGCACCCGGUUCCCCGCCUGGCUGGAACACGCUCUCCGUCUUUGCCGGGCACGAAGCUACUUUACACUUUACCCGAGUCCGGCUGCAUCUCCAAAGAUGGCCACAGUCCAUACCGAAUUGCAGCGGCCUCCUGAAGAGUACCGAGACCAGCAACGCUCAAAAAAACACAGGAUUGGCAGCGAUGAGCCCGUGAUUCUGUCUCGGGGUCCUCUGCUUGAUACCAUGCUGGGAGGUGGGGUCUUAGCCGCGCUUUACGAAUUACCGACGAUUUCGUGGGACGGGGCGACGGAGGGUGCUGUGGAGCAUGAGGCGCGCGCCUUGAAGUACAUUACUGAGUUUCGGCAGACUGUGGGCGGUUGUGACAACGAGCAGGUUCUUGAUUUCAGAGUAGAUUUGUUUUGCGCAAAUCCUAAGAGAAGAGAGUAG